Penicillium hordei is the source of this 1458-nucleotide messenger RNA. RefSeq lists its product as uncharacterized. The transcript is spliced from 3 exons. NCBI's taxonomy places the organism in Eukaryota, Fungi, Ascomycota, Eurotiomycetes, Eurotiales, Aspergillaceae. The record is from RefSeq and is a predicted model, not a curated record. The coding region runs from base 1 to 1458 and encodes 485 amino acids. Gene Ontology annotation, molecular function: dipeptidyl-peptidase activity.
AUGUACAAGCAUAUCAAACCGCUGGGCCCGGACGCCUGCUUCGAGUUGUGUGAACCUACCAUCUGGUGCAGGGAGUACGGAUAUGCCCUUCUCCGGGCCGAUUCGCGUGGUAUUGGAGGCAGUCAAGGGAAGCUAGAUCCCUUUGGUCUGGAAAGAUCGCUGAAGAUCCAAGCAGACGCUGAAGGGCAAGUUGAAUGGGCUGCUUCCCAGCCGUGGUCAACAGGUAAGGUUGCUUUUUCUGGCAUCAGCUACUACGGAAUGGUGGGAUACUGGGCCGCGAUGCAGAGGCCACCCCACUUGACUUGCAUCGUGUCGUACGAAUCAGCUUGCAGUAUGUACCAAGCCGCCCGGCGAGGAGGAAUCUACAGCAACAAUUUCCAGUCUCAUUGGUACAAUAAUCUUGUCGUCCCAUUUCAGGCUGGGAAGCAAGAUGGCUCACUUGGGGAAGAGGAACUUACCACCAACCGUGUGGACUUCCCCAAGUUGUUGACGACAACCGAGUACCCCACGGAAGGAGUCUGGGCUGUCUUUGACAAAGUCCGCAAACUAUCUGAUAUCGAGGUACCGAUAUACCUUGCAGGUAACUGGAACGACCCGGAACUCCACCUGCCAGGGAACAUUCGGGCCUACAACGGUGUCUCGUCUAAGCACAAGUGGUUGGAAAUGCACACUGGUAACCAUCUGGCCGCCUUCUAUGAGCCAGAGCACGUUGAAUUGCAGAAGAAGUUUCUGGACUUUUUCCUCCUUGAAAGGUCUGAUAACGGAAUGCUAAAUAUUCCGCGGAUCAGGUUUCUUCAGCACCAUGGAACUGAUACACUGUGGCGCGAAAAUGAGAUCGCCUUUCCUCCUCCAGAUGCGGAAGAUGUUAGCUUCUACCUGUGCUCUGGAAGACAACUUUGCUUGAUCAAACCUAUGAGUGCAAAAACGGCCUUCACAUAUCAGGGCUACACGGAAAAUAUGAGUUUCUCGCUUGAAUCGGCUUUUUCCGAUUCAUUUGAGAUACUCGGAUCUCCGUAUCUUGAGCUUGAGGUUAGCACGAAAGCGAAGGACCUGGAUCUGUUCAUCUAUCUCCGUGCAAUUGACAGGAACGGAAACACAAUUACUCUUCUUGGAAACCACGGUGAGCCGAUGAACAAUUUCGCAAGGGGUUAUUUCCGCCUCUCUCACCGCGACGAAGCUGCGAAUAAAUUCAGACGGGAGCGUGUUCUCAGUCAGGCUGCUGCUCCCAAAUCAAGGAUUGUUUCAGGCAAAGUGUACGAUGUGCUCGUCCCCCUGUAUCCUACAGCAUAUUUGUUUGACAAGGGGCAGACUCUCACUCUUGAGAUUGGCUCUGUGAAUACUGCCGGAACUAUUCCCCCAAUGCGCCAUGAGGGUGGUGAUAGGCUUUUACAGAGAUUUGACGGAGAGAAUCGCAUUCUCUCCCACGGAAGAUUAGUCCUUCCUCGAGUGAGACGGUAG